AUCAUUCAUCCAUUGAGCGAGCUGCAGAAUCGCUGACAAUGUAGCUGCCAUUUCUGCUCGCACCACGAAAUAACAUGUUGUGCUAGCGCAGUUAUUUGAAUCUUUCAAAUUCGUUUUUCAGUGGCUAAAAUGCCGUUAUAAACGUUCUUAAUUCAAGAAAGAAGAGACUUUCUAUAGUUACGCCCAAUAUCUGUGGUUACAAUGAGAUUUAUAUUUGGUUGAUUUAUGGACGUUUUGUUUCCGUGUCUAGGCCGGACUGACGCUUUGUUUUUCCUGUCAACCCCGCCUUGUCAGCGGAGCGGAAGGAGUGUGUCGCGUACAACAACAUCGAUUUUGCAGUCACGUUUUCCUUUGGAUGUGAGCGUACGGCCGGUAACGCGAGUAAAUGUCAUUAAUAAAUUGUCUAUAUUGAUAGAAGGAUAUUACAUUACGUUUAACAUGCUAAUGUUUUCGUAAAAUGGAAAACUAACGCCAAAUAUUAACCCUUCUGAAUCACAAGGCUAGGUAGGCCUAUCCACAUCGACUUUUCCAGCGAACGUGACAGGUAAAAGUUUGUUAUCUCAAAAUAUGCAAUGCAACACAAAGUUUGAAUUCAUAAUCUGAGGUUCUGAUGUUUACCAAAUGACAACGUUCGCGUUACUUUCAUAGUCAUUACAUAAAUCUGAUUUCUGUCUUGGAGAAUGAGCUAUAUUGUUUUUUUUUUUAAAAUCCUUUACCACAGUGUUGUGAAUGUUUGAGGGGAUACCUCGAUUGGAAUCAUUCAUUAUUGACACCUUAUUAUUUUCUUUCAGAAAUUUUUAUUUUUAAACUUGACUGCUUUUUUGUGAUGUCACUUUCAGUUUCACCAGUUUCCGAAAUUACAAAUUUGUUUUGAUUGAAGGAUUGGAUUACAAAGUCAAAUUAAAAUGCAGCGUUUGGGAGUGCCAGUGUACCCACAGGGUACGAACACUAAUACUAGCAAUAAUAUGGAUUCAUCGGGUUAUGGUGGCCACAGUCCUGACCGAGGGCGCUUUCAGAAUCAACCACUUCCGCCUUACUCAGCAACUGAUCUGGCAAACUAUAGGGUUGGCUAUGAAGGAUCGCAACGCUCUCUAACUGAAAUCGAUAACCAUAGGACGACAAGUCCUGCCACUGGGUCGGUUCGCCAAUCGGCAACCAAAUUUGCUAACUAUCAGAUAAACCACGCAUCUGCAACUAAUCUGUCUUCACCAACUGAGACAAGGGAUUAUAGAACUAGCUAUGGAGCUGCAACAAACCGGCAAUCACCGACUAAGUUUGGUAACCAUCAGAUAAACCAUGUUUCUCCAACUAAUCACCAUCAAUCACCAAAUGAGGCUGUUGAUUAUAGAGCUAGCCAUGUGGUCACAUCUAACCAACAAUCACCAACAAAGUUUGGAGGCUACCAAGUUAGUCAUGCUUCUUCUAAUCUACAGUCAUCAACUGAGAUCGGGACCCAUAGAAAUAGCGAUGCAGUAACAUCAAACCAACAACCAUUAACCCAGUUUGGAGGCUACAAAGUCAACCAUGCUUUACAGUCACCAACUGAGAUUGGGACCCAUAGAAAUAGCAAUGCAAUUACUUCUAACCAACAACCAUCAAACCAGCUUGGAUGCUACAAAGCCAAUCAUUCAUCUACAUCUAGUCUUCAAUCACCAAAUGAAAUUUCGAAUCAUAAAUUAAGCAAUGUAGCAGCAAAUUAUCAUCAUCAGUCUGCAGCUGAAAUUGGUGAACAUAAGCUUGGCCAUGCAGCUCAAUCAACAGGCGAAGCUGGUAACAAUAGAAUAGGCCAAGUAGCCACUUCUAAUCACACUGGCUAUGCAGCUAAUUCUCAGGUUUCUAACACACGACAGACAUCACUGCAACAUGUACACCCAUUUAGGCUUCACAGGUCUUUGCCUUUAAAUGAUACUGAAAGUACACACUUGUUUACAUUCUUACUAUCUAUGGACAGUAUAGAAGACCUACGAACAACGCCACUGAGAUCGUCUGUAGCCUCGUACCAGGGACAUAAAUGGUAUUUAACCAGCAGCAUAUACGUCAAUAACGAUGGCAUAGAAUUCUUAGGUGUAUUUCUGUAUUGGUUAACUACACAAAACCAUACAAUUGGUGACAAUGAAGUUGAUAUCAGGUGUCGUACUGAUUAUCGUAUCAUUGUUCGAAACGUCAUUAAUCCCGCAGAAAGUAAAAUUUCGGAAGGUGCUCAGAUGGAGUACAGCCCUACCAUGACAACAGGCUGGGGAAAGCGUGAAUUAAUAGCAUUUCAAGAAUUAUGUUCUCGAGGAAAUGGCUUUAUUAAUGAGCCCGGAAGUUUAGUUAUUGUUGAACUUGCAAUGAAAUCUUGCACUACCACGUUUGAACAUUACAUUGAUGUAUCACAUCUAAAUACACAAACGUUUCAAGAUCAGCAUCAGUACCCGGCUCAUUUUACCCCCAAUUUUUCUCUUGGUGCUUACGAGUUUUACCUGUCGGUUUACCCGCGGGGUGAUAGAGACAAGGCACGAAGUUGCGUUUCCAUGUAUCUUCAUCGUUAUUCCAGCUCCUCUGACCUUUUGGGCUGCCGGGUACGAUUCCGUUUUUUUGUUGGGAAACGCGUGUCACCAUCAAAUGGUGCAACCUUUGACUACGUUUUCAAAGAAAAUAAAGGUUAUGGUAAAUACAAAGCCUUCGAACCACUUGCAGCCACUGACUUCUUGAAUCGUUCAUCCAUUCUAAAUGUUGGUGUAGACAUUGUUUCAGUCACGCCUCUUGCUCAGAUUGAAGUGCCUCUGGUAACGCGGGGAUAUUACCACACCGACAACUUCGUAUUUGAUGAGGUUGUUUUUCCCGACCAUAAUUUUAACUACUGGAAAUUGACAGUUGAUAACACAAACACAAUGCUUCAGUUGAAAUUUGAUGCACAAGAUAAAUUAAAGUUACAAACAACAGAUGGGAGUGAGAACCCCUGCACAAAAUUCUUGCAAUGGCGGGCAUUUGUGAUCUCGCGAAAAGAUAAAAAGAAGAGUAAAGCAGUUUUGGCAUGCCCAAUAACAGCUUUCUUCUCAAGACAUCUUUCUGAUUCUCAAAUAACCAUGUCUACUCAGAUCCCUCUACAAACAGCCAAGGAACUGAAUGGAGAUUACUGUACUAAACAAGAGCCAUCCCUCCUUGUUCGCCUUGAACUUCUUGAUCUACAAGACCUGCCUGAAGCAGUGCAUGAGCAACCUGUUCUUCAUUUUGAACGCAUUCAACUUUAUCAUAUGAGGGAUGGUUUCCGUCGAUGCAUGAAAGUACAGAAUAGGUUGGAGAUGCAGAUAGAUGAAUUAAAGAAACAAUUGAACGAGCUGGUUCAUGAUCGCAGGGUUGGCAAAGAGGAUGCUAUCCAGCAGAUGUUAGCUCUUCUCCAGAUUCAUGAAAACGCUCCAAAAGCUUCAUCACCAACUGCCCUACCUCACAGUCUUGAGGUCCCAUCAGAGGCAAGCGAGCCGCUCUCAGAUUCCAUAGAUGGCAGCCUAAACACCUCCUGGCUUCCUCCACCGAUCGUCAACCACCACGUGCCACAAACGAUAGAAGCUGACCCACAUGGUGGAAUAAUGCAGACAGAUUUAUAAAUUCUGUAUUACAUUUAUAAACCUUUUUAUUCAAAAAAUGAGAAUUUAUAAUAUUUAUAUAAAUGUGAUAUCCAAUGUGCAUGUAAUUACUAAAAACAUUUUUAACACCUUGCUUUCUAAAAAGUGUAAUACCACAUGAUGUUAACUUGAAAUCUGUCUGAAGUGAGAAGUUUGAUUGCUUGUAUGAUUGAAAGUGCAUUUGGAUGAGUUUUUAUUUUUACUAUUUAUCUUAUUUAACUGAAUUUUGGUUUACAUCAAUUAUCUAAGAUUAUAACGAGGCAACUCAUAUCUAAGAUAUGUAUUCAAUUCAGCCUAUUUGAGGAAGGUACUUAUGCUAUUAGUAUACAUAAUUCUUAAAAAUUGUCUAAGAGACACAAUCUAAUAACACUUAACAAGAAAAAUAAUAUUAGAAAUAGAAUUAUACAAUAAUAAUUCUUAAAUUUAACACCCUUGCAUUUGCUUAGGCUAAUGUUAUAAUAGUUAGGGGCAGCUUUUGCUAUUCAAGUGGAUGUGAACAAGUCUGCUAUCACGUCUCCAACACAGCAACAAAAUAUCAUACUAUCAAAAUAUUGAUUCUCAAAGGCAGCUGGAAUUUCUUAUAUAGUUUGAAUUGAUUUAAUAUUAUCCUGGUCAAGCUUGAGUGAGUAAUGUAAACUGAAGAUAGUGCUUGUUAUAUUAAAUCAAUAAUCCUGCCAUUUAUUUUUUAUAUUCAUGUAUAUAUUGUUUCUGAUUUGCUGACUUAUAUAUUUAUAGUUAGAAUCCUCAGGAGAAAAUGAAGUAACCUUAGGGUGUAGAGUUGAUUAGGUCAUUAUUGCUUGCUUUUCGUAGUUAUGAAUAAUUUAUUUUCGUGAAUAUCUGCAGUUUUAAAUGAUAAUCAUGUUAAUGUUGUUAGUGUUUG
Molecule: messenger RNA, 4485 nt
Organism: Anneissia japonica
Lineage: Eukaryota; Metazoa; Echinodermata; Crinoidea; Comatulida; Comatulidae
Exons: 4
Coding region: 906-3587 (893 amino acids)
Molecular function (GO): protein binding
Source: RefSeq, a predicted model, not a curated record